UCAGCGUUAGCUUGACUGCCGAGGAGAAGGUCCGUUUCCAUCGACGGGCUGCUGCUGCAGGUUUACUUCACCUAAUCAGCGUCACCAUGUCCCACACCGUCAUGACGACCACGACCACCACCGUCAGGUCCUCCGGGGACGGCGUGCUCAACCUGGGAUACAGCCGGACCAUCCCGGGACUGCUGAAGAUCGGCCAGCUGCUCUCCCUGAUUAUCGUCUUACUGUGUAUCCGCCUCUCCAACGGCUGGCCCGGGUGGGCGGCCUUCCAGUUCUUCGAAGUGGUGGUGCUGUGGUUCCUGGUGGCCUUUCUCAUCUUCUUCCUCAUGCACCUGUUCAGGCUGCAGACGAAGAUGCCCUGCAUUAACUGGCCGCUGACAGAGUUCUUUCACUACUCUGUGGGGUCCGUCCUGAUCUUCAUCGCCUCCAUCAUUGCUGCUGUGAAUUGUGGAGGAGUUUCUUCUCUGGUGGUGGCGUCGGUAUUUGGGUUCAUAGCGACGUUCUUGAUGGUUGUUAAUCUGUGGACAUCUUACAACGUCACAUGUGGCCCCACAGCUGGUGCAUCUGUGUAAAAAGUGAUGAAGAAGAAAGCAGAUGGCUGUGUCCUGGUCACUUUUCUGCCCGGCAACCACCUGCAUCACAAACCUGAUUGGAUUACAAACUGCAGAGGUAAAAGAAAACGUGGUCCAGGACCAAACUGCCCAAGCGAGACUAUCUCAGACUGAACAAUGCUUUUCUUAUUUCUCACUGAAUUAUGUCAAGCAGUUAAAGGUGCUCUGUGUCACAUUCUUCUGUUCCAGUAACAUGUUAUCAGUGACCAGCACUGCUGUGAAGUCACUGCUGGAUCUUUCUUGGAAAAGAUAGAAACAUUUUUUUUCCAUCAUGUCUUCCCUCCUUUCAUCAUCUGACACCUUAAAUCUGCAGAUCAUCCUGUUUGUGCCAUAAACAGAAAAAC
Molecule: messenger RNA, 952 nt
Organism: Girardinichthys multiradiatus
Lineage: Eukaryota; Metazoa; Chordata; Actinopteri; Cyprinodontiformes; Goodeidae
Gene: cmtm7
Product: CKLF-like MARVEL transmembrane domain containing 7
Exons: 5
Coding region: 87-569 (160 amino acids)
Cellular component (GO): membrane
Source: RefSeq, a predicted model, not a curated record